This is a messenger RNA of Anolis sagrei ordinatus, 6535 nucleotides long. RefSeq names its product one cut homeobox 3 (gene ONECUT3). NCBI's taxonomy places the organism in Eukaryota, Metazoa, Chordata, Lepidosauria, Squamata, Anolidae. Gene Ontology annotation, cellular component: nucleus. Gene Ontology annotation, biological process: regulation of transcription by RNA polymerase II. The record is from RefSeq and is a predicted model, not a curated record. Gene Ontology annotation, molecular function: DNA-binding transcription factor activity, RNA polymerase II-specific; RNA polymerase II cis-regulatory region sequence-specific DNA binding.
AUGGAGCUGCACCUGGAGGCGCUGGGCGGCGGCGGGGCCGGCGGCGGGUCCGAGCUGCUGGUCCCCUCGGGCUCCCACGGGCGUCCCGAGGCGGCCCCUCCUCCCCCUGCUCCCCCUCCGCGCUCCCGGCCGGCCAUGGUCUCGAGCCUGGCCUCGCUGAUGGAGGGGGCGCCCGGCGGGGGAGACUUCCGCGGGGGAGACCCCGGAGGCGCGCUGCACCCGGUGAUGGGCCUGCCUUGCGAGUCGCCCUCGGGGAUGAGCACCUACACCACGCUCACGCCGCUCCAGCACCUGCCGCCCAUCGCCACCGUCUCGGAGAAGUUCCACCACCACCACCACCACCCGCACCACCACCACCACCACCACCCGCACCACCACCACCACCACCCGCACCACCAGCGCCACUCGGGCAACUUCUCCUCCAUGGGCAACUUGUACUACCCGAAGGAGAUGGCCGGGCCCAUGGGGCAGCCCUUGUCCCCGCUGCCCAACGGCCUGGGCGCGCUCCACCACGGCGGGCAGCAGCAGCAGCAGGCGCUGAGCCACUACGGCGCCCACCUGGGGCCCUCCGAGAAGCUCUUCCCGCCGCCGCCGCCCCCGCCGCCCCCGCACGGCUUCGAGGGCCCCUCGGGCCUCCUGCCCGCCCUCAACGGGCUCCACGACCCGCGGCCCCAGGCCUCCGUGGCCUCCUCCUCCGCCGCCGCCGCCGCCGGGGCCGCGCCAGGCCAGCAAGCCGAGGAGAUCAACACCAAGGAGGUGGCGCAGCGCAUCACCGCCGAGCUCAAGCGCUACAGCAUCCCGCAGGCCAUCUUCGCCCAGCGCAUCCUCUGCCGCUCGCAAGGCACCCUCUCCGACCUGCUGAGGAACCCCAAGCCCUGGAGCAAGCUCAAGUCCGGGAGGGAGACCUUCCGCAGGAUGUGGAAGUGGCUGCAGGAGCCCGAAUUCCAGAGGAUGUCCGCCCUCCGCCUCGCAGCGUGCAAGCGCAAAGAGCAGGAGCAGCAGAAGGACCGGAACCUGCAGCCCAAGAAGCAGCGCCUGGUCUUCACGGACCUCCAGCGCCGCACCCUGAUUGCCAUCUUCAAGGAGAACAAGCGCCCGUCCAAGGAGAUGCAGAUGACCAUUUCGCAGCAGCUGGGCCUGGAGCUCAACACUGUCAGCAACUUCUUCAUGAACGCCCGCCGGCGGUGUAUGAAUCGUUGGCAGGAGGAGCCCAGCGGCAACCCCGGGGUCCCUUCUUCCUCGACGAGCACUUUUUCCAAAGCAUGAUCUGCCCCUCAACAUCCCCUCACCUCUGCAUCUCUUGUUCCCUUGAUUCCACACCAUAGAGCUCAUUCCCAUCUCCUUCAUGCAUGAACUUCACAUGCACAUCAAGGGACUAACAAACCAUAUCCACACUCCAUUCCACAUCCACAAUGGGUGCGUCUAGCUUUGACAUUGACAACUGGUUUUGGGGAGCAUUUCCUCGCCCUCUCAUCUCACAAGCCAAUCCUUCCAAACCUUGGCGUUCGUUGAGAAAUGCCUCCUCUCCAUAAAAUCCUAGCUCAUAUCGGGUGUGGGAGGCAGUGACCUAAAUAAGAAACCAUUCCAGUUCCAGACCUUAUUCUGCGUAAUCUUAUUCUGAAGUUGUCAUGAUUGGAACCAAAGUCAAUGACCUACAAAGCAAGUGUGCAAUGUAUGCCUUAAAACACACCCCAGCACCUAAAAUUUCACUGGAGGAAGGCAAGAAACUAUGGGAUUGUUAUAUUUAUAUACCUCCUUCCCAUUUGGCUUUAUGAGCUUUAAACACUUGCCCUCUUUCCUUUUUUGCUGUUACAGUUGUAUUGACAUUAGCAAGACCAUAAGCACAACGUGUCUUGCGUUUGGUGACAUCCAUCAGGCCUAAAACAUCCCAUGACUUGCCCUUCUCCCUCUCGUUUAAAUCACUGAUGCAAAGCCGAAAAGGCAUUCAACUGAGUCGAGUGGGAAUCCCUUGCCAUCCCAUUGAGAACAAUUGGUUGUAGCUGACAAAUGUAAAUUUGUGGCACAUAUGGAUGUGGCAUUUCACAUACCGCAAGGCAAUGUUGUUCCCCUAUUCAUGAUCCCAGUAGGGGAAUGGCAUGGCAGACCACCAUCUCAACAUCACCAUACUGUACUCACAAACAUCUCCUCUGAUCUUCUUGCUCACAUCUCAUUCUCUAAAACACUCCCUUUCAAAGAACUGCUUCCCAUGAAAAUCUGUUACCAAGUCCAUCACCCAAACUGACCAAAAAGACGCACGGUCCCAAUUCUCCAAAACAACACGCAAUCCAAGAGAAGACUCCUUGUUCUUCGACAAUUCCUCUCAAAGGAAUUCCAAGCCAAAGUGUGAAGGGGGAUGAAAAAGAAGAAGAAGAAACUCUUUGAAUGAAAGAUACCCCCUCUUCUCCCCCUUUGAAUCAUUAGCAGGGGGGUUCCAAACCUAGUUGCACUGUGUCACCUAGAGAUAAAGCGGGUCAUGAAGCACAUUUUAGGUACAUGAAUCGGGUAUUUUAAAAAAGCUUUAAAGAAAUCAAAGGAAAGAAAGAGUAAGAGUUUGGCUUUCUUUCCUGGACAUUGACCUUCCAUUCAACCGUGGUUUCAUUGCAGCUCCAAACUGGCUUUAUCCCAUCCGCCUCCUCCCAGAAUAUCUUUAAACCUCACUCCUUGCCUCUUUCUCUUGUCUUCGUUAACAAAAAAAGUGAAGAAAACUAAGAAAGAAUAGUUAUGAUCGAAACUGGAUAUAGGAGGGCUGCAUCUAAUCAUAAAAUGGAUAUGUUGGCCUACUUUGAGUGUGGAAAGAAGGAUGCUAAAUGGAAACAUAACACCCAUUCCCAACCGUCUCCAAGCAACCCAACCCAAGGAUAAUCGUCUCAACGGCAACAUACAAGAAAUGCCCAAGAAACAGCCUGCCUUUAAAAAGAGAAAGCAAGAAGUAGAUGACAGGUAUGUGGUGAUGCUGGAGAAUCAAGAGUUUCUGGGCCCAAAAGAUAAAUGAAAAAGAAAGAGAUGAUCAGUCAGACGAGUCAUUCUAAUGGCAGAGUUUCCAGCCCACAUUUCAUGGAAAGGCUGAAGGAAAAGCAGACUGAGAAUAAUAAUACUUUAUUUAUAUUCCACUCUAUCUCCCCAAGGGGACUCAGGGCGGAUUACAAAACACAUAUAUGGCAAACAUUCACUGCAGUUAUACAAUUAACAGGACAGACAAUACAUAAACAAAGGUAAAGGCUUUCCCCAUUUUUUCCAUUUCUGGCAUCUGGAGGCUGUGCUUGACUCUGGCCACAGGGGGUGCUGUCAUUCCAUCUUCCAUGCCGAGGAGCUUUCGUCGUCCAUAGACGUCCUCCCGUUGUCCAUCUCAGCUCCAUGUUAUAAAUGUGGGAAUCGUUUUGGGCUGUGUGGUUGCUUUUUAGUGGAACACUCUCACAUUGAUGCGGGUACAAGAGCUUAUGGACAGAUUACAUGGAGGAUAAUGCAUCCAGAGGCAGAUUGCUGUGAAUGGAAAAGGAGGAGGAGGAAGAGGCGGCAAAGGAGGAAAAGAAUGCAAUGGAAUGAACCACUGAAUUCGAAAGGAGGAAGGAAGCAAUUAAACAAACCUCUCAUUAACUUCACAAAAAACCCCAACAAGUUUUGUUUGUUUGCCCCAAUCUAGGCUAUUGGGUCUGGCCAAUCAGGGUUUGGGAGAUUGUUCUUUUCUUUUAAGGUGGGGGAAAAAUGGUUGGUCCAGCCAAGUGGACAAUAGAAAUAGCUGGAAGAGGGAUUGUCACAAAUGCCAAGGUACGUUUUGCCAAAUAAUAUUUUAAAAAGAAGGAAAAGGAGAGGAGGGAAUGGGAGGGAAUGUCGAAACCCAAACCGAAAAGAUAUCCUUCCCUUCCAGAUUGUGUCUCCUCUCCUGGAGUUUCCACUUCCCCACCAAGUGUCCCUCGCCCCACUGUGUCUUUUUGUCUUGUUGUGAUGUGUUGAUGCUCAUGGACAAUGGAGAAGGACCCAGUGGAUUCCCGUCCCUGGUUGUGUGUAGUCUUUGAGGACUGUGAAGCCACUGGGGGAAAAAAAGAUGAAUGAAAGAAAGAAAAGCGAAAUACCGGGACCCGAUUCCCGAUGAGAUGAACACCCGACAGACGAGAGAAGAAAAAUAAAUAAGAGAGUUCGCACGAACUACCAUGCAAAGACAUUUUUAGUGAGAACCAGAAAAAUAUAGGCUACCUCACUUGAGUUUUCGAAUUUUUUGUGAUGUGAAAAUCACACCUGAUACCAAAGAUUUUGUUCCCCUUGCCUGGUUUGUGCUGGAAACAGCACACUCAUACAACCAAUGUUCCCUAUAAGCAUCCAUUUCUAGUGUGAUCCAAACCAUCCAAAGCUGAGAGAGAGAGAAGGAAAGAGAGAAUAUGAAUGUUAGAGUGUGAGAAGAUGAGUGCCUUGUUCUUGAACCAAAGGUGUGCAAAACCAUUCCCUUUCCAUGGUUUUCUGUCCUGUAUUACCUCAGUUCUCCGAAUCAGAUCGAUUCUGGUGAAUUUUGUAGCCAUUGGGUGAUGGGGCAGAGAAUUACACCCCUGUACUCCCCUUCUUUGCUUUCCUGUACCCAAUUUUCCAAUCCCUUUACCCAUCCAAGGACUAAUAUUUUCCCCUCCAACAGAUAUACGGAAGCACACGCCUUGUGCAUAUUUUGAUUUAUAUAUGGUUGACCCACAUGUACAAAACUCAACUAGAAAUCCCAAUCCGAGAUAUCAGUUUGGACAAAAUGGAGAAUAUUUAUUUAUUUAUUUAUUUAUUUACAGUAUUUAUAUUCCGUCCUUCUCACCCCGAAGGGGACUCAGAGCAGACCACAGAACACAUAUAUGGCAAACAUUCAAUGCCGUUAUACACUGACAAGAAAGACAACUUUACAUAGGUAGAGGUGUAUAUAUAGGCUUUUUCAUCUUCAGCAUCUUGGAGGCUGUGCUCAGUCCCGGCCACGGGGGGUGCUGUCACUCUUCUUUCCCUACCAAAAAGCUUUUGUUCCUAAAGUUCCUCCUUGAUCGAAUUGCUGGCAUUUUUCUGGCAUUUCCUUAUGGGUGCUUUAAGUACCUCCCCGCUUAAGCGGUACCUAUUUAUCUACUCACAUUGCUGUUUUAAAAACUGCUAGGUAGACAGAAGCUGGGCUAAAGGCCAGGAGCUCACCCUGUCCCAGACUUUGAACUGUCAACCUUUCAGUUGGAAAGAUUUACUGCAGCUGGCGGUUAACCUGCUGUGCUGAAGCCUGUCCAUUCUCCAGUUCCGUUUGUCCAUUCGCCAAUUCUGAUAUUAACGCGUACAAAUGCUGUAUUUCUUGUUAAUGUCAAGGGAUUGAAGAACUUCUCACCUACCCACCUUCCCUGUCUCUGUGGGUUUUUUUCUACCCAACACCCAAAUGGCUAGUUUGAUACCAAAGAUAUUCUCCACUCAGGAGAGAAAAAUAAAAAUAAAAAUGAAUGAACCAAACAAAACCAAGGGAUCCUUACCCCAUUUCUCUCUUCAGCACACACCAGGCAAGUCUUUGACAAUGCUCUCUGAAAUACCUCAAAAUAUUUAAUGUAUAGUUUAUGUGAUGAAAAAAAAUGAUGAUGAUGAUGAUGAUGAUGAUAAUUACUUAGCUAGUUUUUGGAAUUUGCAACUUGAAGCUUUAUACUGUUAAAUUAUAAUUUUUGCAGAAGACGGCAUGUUGGUAUGAAGUUGACAUGCUCAAAAUGGGAGACGUAUUGAAUGUUUGAGAAGGAGGAGGAAGUUAAAACUGGUUAGUUUCACGGUUUUUUGUUUUCUAAAGAAACAAGAGAGAGAAUGAGAAAGGGAGAGCGCGCGCGAGAGAAUGAAGGUUCGUUGGAGCUUACAGAUUUCGUAUUGAAACCUUUCCAAAGAAAUCCUACCAAGGAGACUCUUUCGCUUUGGGGGGGAUGCGUUCUCGUUUCUUCUUUUUUUCCCUGCUUAGUCGCGUCUUAUUGAGAGUAUUUAUUAUAUGUGUUUUACGUGUUCAAAUGUAAUUUAAGAAGGUUAAAAAAAAGACCAAAAAAAGAGGACGAAAUCGGAAAUUUGAUUUAUGCAUGGAAAUGGAAAAUAUAUAUAUAUAAAUAUACUCUUUCUUGAAGUAAUGUAAUAAUUAUCGGGAGGGGGUGGGUCCAGUGGGGAGGAGACUUUUUUGGUGUGUUUUUCGUCCGACGAGAUUUCCUUUCGACUCGGAGGUCUGUGCAUGGACCCAUGCGUUGCAUAUGAUUGUGGGCAUUUCUGUCUUUUUGUUCGCUUUCCCCUUUUCGGUCAUCUUCCCUUGUUUUGGUUCCGUCAGUCUUUUGAUAAACCAAUAGAGAGAGAGCUCCAUAUCGAAAAGUUGCCAGGUUGGAGGAUUGAGCUUAGCUUGCUGCAAAAGUGCAACCCUGAUCUUUCUGAAAUGAUUUUUUUCUCAAAUUUCAACUCUCAAAGGCCUCUUUGGCCAUCCCUUGUCGCAGAUGCUUGACAGAAGUUUUAUGAUAUUGCAAUUUGGAAACAAAGGAAAUUUUCAUGGAGGAGGUUGAAUUUUUCACUGGGAAGAGAAUGCCGUUAU